Molecule: messenger RNA, 279 nt
Organism: Diaporthe amygdali
Lineage: Eukaryota; Fungi; Ascomycota; Sordariomycetes; Diaporthales; Diaporthaceae
Exons: 1
Coding region: 1-279 (92 amino acids)
Source: RefSeq, a predicted model, not a curated record
AUGGAUCCACACGAUCAGGCACGUCUUCUCAGGCUUCACCACAGCGGGCAUGGCCAAACCUUCAGAAGCAGCGACAUCUCGAUCUACAAUGCUGACGCCAACAUCACUCCAUCCGCAGCUCAGCUCGCAGCCCCUCCAGCCAACUGGUUGAAUCAGAGGGAUGCCACAAGCAACAGCGUGGCAAAGUCGCCAACGACUUACCCCCGUCCACCGGUCACGAAUGUCGACUCUCUCACCACACAUCGGGGUACAAAGUCCCCAGCCUCGCAGGACUCGUGA